Serinus canaria (Common canary) is the source of this 3370-nucleotide messenger RNA. RefSeq names its product C-C chemokine receptor type 8-like. Gene Ontology annotation, molecular function: chemokine receptor activity. Gene Ontology annotation, cellular component: membrane. NCBI's taxonomy places the organism in Eukaryota, Metazoa, Chordata, Aves, Passeriformes, Fringillidae. The record is from RefSeq and is a predicted model, not a curated record. The transcript is spliced from 4 exons. The coding region runs from base 1039 to 2172 and encodes 377 amino acids. Gene Ontology annotation, biological process: chemotaxis; immune response; G protein-coupled receptor signaling pathway.
UCCCCCCCCUGGAGAGAGGGAGAGAGCCAGAGCCGGUGCCUGUGAUAGCGCGGCCAGCAUGAAGGAGAAGGGGGGGGUGCCCAGCUGGGCAGCCAGGCGUGGGAGUUCAUGAAGUAAACCGGCAGAGAGCCUGGGACUUUUAACCCUUCUGGGGAGGAUGGAAACCUUGCAAAUGCUGAUUCCUCCUGAAGUUGAUGAGAUUGAGAGGAUCUUGAGAAGAAUCCUAGGUAGGAGGAGAUGAUGGAGUGGCCUUUGGCUAGACUUUUCUUGUAUAGCCACAGCAGAACUCUGUGACACAGAGACUGCAUUCUAGGGGGAGGCGAUGGCUCAGAGCCGGGAGAGUGCGGUGAUGUGGAGGUGUGUGAACAGAGACGACAGGUGAGGAGGGUGGUGGUGUUGCCCCUCUGUCUUCGAAGAAGAGGAAGAGGAAGAUGAUCUCUGUUCAAGAGACCCCUUGGCCCCAGGGGAUGAAAUGUGGGGGGGACAGGUGUCCCAAAAGGAGAGGGACUGUGCUCUUUUUGGAACUGGACAAAGUAUCCUUAAAGGGAAAAACCCUAGAAGCAGCUCUGGUCCAUGUGCAGUGGUGAGAGCACUGGACAUGGAAGGAAGAAGUCACGAUGGCAAAAUGUUCUCCGGGCGGUGCCACACGUGACACGGAAACACGAGAAGUUUCGACUGUUUCCUGGGGAAGUCUGUGGUGCAAGGGGGACUUCUCUCUUCUCCAGGAACUGAGAAUGGGUUAUCUAAAGGGUGGUAAUGGAAUUGGAAAUUUGGUGGGGGGAGGAGGAAGAAAUUUGGAAGGUUUUCAUCUUGUGUUCUAUGUGUUCUGUGUGUUUUUCUCUGUAGUUUUAGGUUAAUAAAGUUUUUUUCCUUUUCAACCUCAAGUUGGAGCCUGCUUUGCUCUGUCUCUGAUCACAUCUUACAGUGGAUGCCAGGGAAAGAGGUCACAGAGAGGAAAAGCUAUUUUAGGACUGUGCACUGCCACAGCAAGGACCUUAUCUGCAACUUGGCAUUGCAGCAUAAGCUAAGUGUUGGAUUAUGGAGCAGAAUUUGACAGACCUGCUGGGCAGCGGAGCUUCUGAGGACUUAUUGAUGAGUUACAUCUCACCAACACCUAACUCCUCUGCAGCCUAUGAAUAUGCCUUCUACUACUCAGAACUACACAUCAUCUGUCAUCCUGAAGGUAUUCCAGCAUUUGCAUCUACUUUAUUUCCAGUACUGUACUCAAUACUAUUUGUGGCAGGCCUCAUGGGAAAUGCUUUGGUUGUUUGGAUUCUGACAGUCUCCAUGAAAAUCAAGACCUUGACUGACGUGUAUCUGCUGAAUCUGACUGUCUCUGACCUCUUCUUGGUAUUCUCCCUGCCCUUCUUGGUUCAGUACUCCAUUGUGAGCCAGUGGACUUUUGGAAAUGCACUGUGUAAAAUCAUCAGCUCAGUUUACUUCAUUGGUUUCUACAGCAAUGUCUUCUUCAUAACCAUCAUGAGCUUCGACAGGUACUUGGCCAUAGUCCACUCCCUCCAUGUCCAAGGGAUUCGGACAACUGCCAUUGGGUUUAUCACCAGUCUGGUCGUUUGGGCAGUUGCCAUUUUAGCAUCAAUGCCAGACUUACUUUUUUUCCAGGAAGUGAAUGACAAAAACCAGAUUAAGUGCCUCCCUCACUAUCCUGGUGGCUACUAUGGCUGGAAGACUUUCAGUAAUUUUUUAGUCAACAUCCUGGGGUGGCUAAUCCCUGUCGUUGUCCUCAUUUUCUCCUAUCACAGCAUCUUGAAAAACCUUCAGAAGUGCCAUACCAAGAACAAGUACAAAGCAAUAAAACUGGUUUUUAUUGUUGUCAUUGUGUUCUUUCUCUCCUGGACCCCCGUCAACAUUGUGCUGUUUUUGGACUCUCUGAGGAACAUGUCCAUCAUCAAUGACUGCCAGACAAGCCAAAGGCUAGACCUAGCCAUAGAGCUGACUGAGGCACUCUCCUUUGUCCACUGCUGCCUCAACCCAGUCAUCUAUGCUUUCGUGGGUGAGAAGUUCAAGAAGCAUCUCUGUGUCAUUUUCAAAAAAUCUGCAUGUUUUCUGUCAAACUGCAAAGGCUACGGGGCUUUCAGUGGGCACAGCCUGGACAAGCACUCCUCUCUGCACACAAAGUCCUCACAGUUGUCUUAUGUUGGCACUGUCUUGUAGAACAAGUCCAAAACUAUCAUCCUGGACAGGUGACCUAAAAUUGAGAAAUCCUCAACUGCGCAUCCACAGGCAUGGACUGUUUGAGCAACAUUUUAGGACAUGAAAAAUAGAAGCAGCUGCUUGAUUUUGCUUUUAUUGUGGUUGCUUUUAGAGGUUUUUUUUAGAGUUUUUUUUUUUUUUUGCAUCAUCCUCCCUUACCUGAGGCACAUGCCUGCCUUGCUUACUUUGUGGAAUUACCAGCAGACUCCCACACUGCCAGGCAGCAUGGAGAGGUACCUUAGAAACAUACCAUCCCCCCUUCAGACUGAGUACUGAAAAGAACUGUUUCUGUUUCCAGACCCUGGACAUUUGGCCAUUCCUUCUCUCGUCUCAGCAGAGUGUGAUGGCUUUGUGAGCAGUGAUGGGACCUGCUCCAGGAGUGGGAACCUGCUCUUUGGAGGGAAAUGGGGCCCAAGCUUAAGGUGUCAUGAGACGGCCUGGCUCCCAGUUGACAGAUCUGAACAGUGCUUCCAGCCCCAGAAGAGCUUAGUGAGUGAGUAAUUGGAUAAGCAACCAAUAAAUAAAUGCUGUCCAUGUUUUGGUAAAAUCAAUAUGAAUUAAUAUCUAGGUAAGAUCCUGACUCCCCAUCUGAUACCAGGGCCUGCAGCUUCUUGGCUGGAAGGGUUUGAGGCUGUAGCUCAGCAAUGACGCUGUGAAUGUCAAGGAACAACCCCCUACAGGAAUGAAUGAGUGCUGUAGGAAUGGAUGGAGAAAUUGUUACCAGGAAAAAGGCUGAAGAGUGGAAAAAAUAGUGGGUAUGAGCUGUCACACAUCCCUGUCAGGGGACUUUCUGAACAUUUUUAAACUUUUUGAACUGGUAACUGGUGUGCCAGUGUGGUCACUGCUCUUGAGCAGGCAGCUGGGGUUGACAUUCCAGUUACUGUUCCAACUUGGAAUGACUGGUUUUAUGUAUGUAAAUGGCUACCCAUUUGUAUAGAUAUAUCUAUAUGUAUCUAUAUAUAUAGAGCUAUGUAUAUAUACAUGCAUAUCUAUACUUGCCCAUGUGUGUAUAUAUACAAAAAUACACACCCAUAUACCCAUAUAUAUACAUAUAUGUACUUUUAUAUGUGCAAAUACUGUUAGAUAAAUGCAAUGCUUUUCUAAAGCUUUUUGUUCUCUUCUAUUUGUCCCUACAAGAUAUCACCAUAUUUCAAGUUUC